This is a messenger RNA of Staurois parvus, 310 nucleotides long. Lineage: Eukaryota; Metazoa; Chordata; Amphibia; Anura; Ranidae. The record is from the annotation of a GenBank genome assembly.
GUCAUGUGAUCAGCUGUGUCCAAUCACAGCUGAUCACAUGGGACAUGUACACAGAUUAUCAGAGCACUGAUGAUCAGUGUGCCCUGAUGAUCUGUGUAGCCCCAGCAGCACCACCUGUCAGUGCUCAUCAAUGCCACCUGCCAGUACCCAUCAGUGCCACAUUUCAGUUCCUACCAGUGCACAUCAAUGCCACAUAUCAGUGCCCAUCUGAGCUGCCUUUCAGUGCCACCUAUCAGUGCCGCCUAACAGUGCCAGUCAGUGCCACCUAACAGUGCCAGUCAGUGCCGCCUAACAGUGCCAUAUAUGAGUG